Molecule: messenger RNA, 1245 nt
Organism: Dioscorea cayenensis subsp. rotundata (Guinea yam)
Lineage: Eukaryota; Viridiplantae; Streptophyta; Magnoliopsida; Dioscoreales; Dioscoreaceae
Product: probable leucine-rich repeat receptor-like protein kinase At1g35710
Exons: 1
Coding region: 1-1245 (414 amino acids)
Molecular function (GO): protein binding
Source: RefSeq, a predicted model, not a curated record
AUGGCAACAGCUUCAAAGAUUGAAUCUCAAGGGAGAGCUCUUCUUCAAUGGAAGGCCACCCUUGAAACACAAGAACUCCUUAACACCUGGACGUCAAACACCAGUCCAUGCAACUGGACUGGAAUCACAUGCAGAUAUAAUGGCCAUCUUAUGCCAACCAUCACCAUGAUCCAACUUGCAAGUAUUGGACUGGAGGGAAAGCUAGAGACUCUCAACUUCUUUGCUCUGCCAUCAGUUCGGCUUCUCGACCUCAGACAGAACCAUCUCCAUGGAUCCAUUCCUGCAGCAAUUUCAGCUCUUUCCAAGCUCACCGCCAUUGCUCUCUCUGACAACAAUCUCACAGGCAUCAUCCCAUCAGAGCUUGGUAACUUGACAAGACUCAACUUAUUGUGGCUCUCUCAGAAUCAGUUAAGUGGCUCCAUACCUCCAACUUUGGGUAAUCUUACUAAUCUUCAGUCAUUGAGAUUGUCCACAAACAAGCUUUCAGGCACUAUUCCUUUGGAGGUUUGUGUUCUUGUGAAGCUGAGAAGGUUAUCCAUCUCCAGAAAUUUUUUGGUAGGUUCCAUCCCACAUGAGAUUGGAUAUUUGGUUAAUCUUAAUAUACUUCAUCUCUCAAGUAAUAGUUUCACAGGAUCCAUUCCUCAAAUCCUAGGCAACCUCACCCAACUUGUCAGUUUGUUCCUUUAUGACAACCAAAUAUCAGGAUCCAUUCCUCUGACCUUUGGAAACCUGACCCACCUGGUUAAUUUGUACCUGUCUGAAAACCAAAUAUCUGGAUCCAUUCCUACUUCUUUUGGAAAUUUGAUGGCUCUAAAAGAAGUGGAGCUUUUUGAAAAUAAACUCUCUGGCUCAAUUCCUCCUCCUCUUGGAAGUUUGAAAGGUCUCACUCAUUUAGGUCUAUUUAACAAUUAUCUCUCUGGCACAGUGCCUGAUGAAUUGGUCAACCUAACAAAUUUAAUUGAUUUACAAUUGGAAAAUAAUAGCCUUUCUGGUAAUUUACCUCAGGAUUUGGCAAAGGGACGUUUGCUUAAAUAUCUUGCAUUGGGAUAUAAUAACUUCCAAGGUCUUGUUCCGAUUAGUUUGAAAAAUUCUACAAACUUAGUCAGGGUUCGGCUUGAAAGAAACCGAUUCACUGGAGAUAUCUCUCAAAGCUUUGGUGUUCAUCCGCUUUUAAAUUAUAUUGAUCUCAGCUUUAAUAGAUUGAUUGGCACUUUAUCACCAUCUUGGGAGCAUGUCUCAAUUUGA